Stomoxys calcitrans (stable fly) is the source of this 2890-nucleotide messenger RNA. Its product is annotated as trithorax group protein osa. Bases 373 to 1878 code for a protein of 501 amino acids. The record is from RefSeq and is a predicted model, not a curated record. NCBI's taxonomy places the organism in Eukaryota, Metazoa, Arthropoda, Insecta, Diptera, Muscidae. The transcript has 2 exons.
UCUUUUUUGUUUUUUUUUUUUCUUUACUGUUGCGUCCGAACAAUAAGUACGAAAUUCGCUGAAGUGGUCACGACGAAAACAACCUAUCCCUUUACCCAAUCGCAUGAGAGGAAAAGGAAAGGGGUGCAUACAAACAGGUUUUAUUCAAUUAAUAAUAAAUAAAUUAAAUUUACAAAGUCACAAAAGCAACCCAACUCAACAUUUGGUUGUUCGCUUCACGCGAAGAAACCUUCAUAUGCCAGUUAGUGUCGUUUGAACCAUAAUCAAGUGAAGAAGAGUGUAUAAUAAGUGUUAAAAAUUUACGAUUGAAUAAAAGUUCUCGAACGAACUAACGUUAAGCAAAAAAAAAAAAAACAAAAAACAUCAAAAAGAAUGGCACCACGUAUUUGUGUGACCAUUUUGGUGAUCGCUGCGUUGUGUGCAAUAUUUUCACCCUUGAGUGAAGGCAGAAAAACCGUGGGAGGGGGAGGUCGCAAAUCUGGUGGUGGAGGUCAUUCAACACGCAGACAACCAGAUACCCAUAGUGUUACGAAGCCAACAUAUAAUACCAACAGUGGUAAUUCCCAUGCAGACCAGGCCAAAUUGAGCUACCCCAAUUACAAUUCGCAACCCAAUCGUCCAGCUACCAAUGGGGCGAGUAAUCCCUCGAAUACAAAUUCACAACCCAUAGGUUGGAAUGUAAAUCAACAACAAAGUCAUGCUGGACCACCACCAGCCUACUCGGCCAGCAAUGUUCCGGGAGGAGCGAAGACAAAUAUGCAUGAACCACCACCGGUAUAUCAGAAGCCAAAUUAUGGAGCUGCACCUCCACCCAACUAUAAUCAGGCCACUGGCACUCAUUAUGGACAUGCUUCAUAUCCCCAACAAGUUCCGGCUGGUGCUACCUAUCACAGUCCCAAUAAUCUACCACCAGGAGCUACCUUGUACAAUAGUCCCUCGCAUGUUCCCGGUGGUUAUCCCAUGGCAGGAGGUUAUCCCAUGGGCGGUGGUGGUUAUCAUGCCCCAGCUGGUGGUUAUUAUCCUGCAAAUUCAGUGCCUGCUGGUGCUAGCUAUUUCCCUGCGGGUGGAGCAUUGCCGCCAGGCGCUGUAAUGUAUUCGUCGCCACCACAGCAAUCAUCAUCUGGUUUAGGAUUUGGUUCUGGUAUAUUAGCAGGCGCUAUUGGAGGAGCAGUUUUGGGUCAUGCCCUAACACCCACACACACAAAGGUUAUUGAGCAAGCUCCUGCUGCUGGUAAUGCUGCUGGUGGGGGUGACCGUGUCAUCAUCAUCAAUAAUUCCGGACAACCCAUCAACGCAACCGAUGCCAAUGGAGCCACUAUCAUUAACACAGGGGGGGCCACACCAGCUCCCGGUGCUCCAGCUGCACCAGCCACAAGCAGUGAUAAUCCAGCAGGUGCUAUGGCUCCAGUGGCCCCUAUGGCUCCUUUAGCCCCCAUGGUGCCUAUGGCAGCUGAUAUGAAUGCUACCACUCCCAUGCCAGGAACAAUGCCGGAACAACAACAACCCCCAGCACCAGGUGGCAUUAUUUGUGUGCCCGUGCGCGUCAAUGCCACCGAUCCAGCUGAUGCCACAAAAAUGGUAGAAGUCGAACAGAUAGCCUGCUAUCCAGCACCGCCACCAGCAGCAGCACCAGAAGCCAUGGAUGCUAAUAAUCCUGCAGCACCACCAGCCAUGCCCAAUGCUGGCUCUUCAGCACCUUUGGCCCCCAUGCAAACUCCACCAGAGGGCUCACAACAAUUGCAACAAUCUCAACAAUCAACUUUGGUGGGUGAUCAAAGUGUUAAACCCGCAGGAUCCGCAGGCAAUCAGCAACAACAUCAUGAAGGCCUUUUGGGCUUAAUGAUGUGCUUUUUGGUCAGCUAUUUUGUAGCCUAUUAGAAGGGGAAGUUAGAAAAUAAAAAACAUUUUUUUCCUCACACAAACCUACUUCCUUAAUCGAAUCGAAUCAGUCUUAUAAAGAUGAUGACGGAUGAUAUUUCAAGAAUCUCGAACAAAAAUGUAGUCAAAUAUGCAAAAAAGCAAAACGAACAACAAAAAAAAGGAAUUAAUUAAAAUUUAAUAACAAUUUGUAAGUAACUGCACUCUAUUUUAUUACUCCAACAAUAAUAAAUAAUGAAAAUUCAUAGCAGACACUAGAGAUGUCUUAUCGCAAACAUACUACAUGGUAAUCUUGAAUAUUUAAUAGAAAUAAAUAAAAAAAGUAACCUUAAUGCAAAGAAAAUUAUACAUACCUCAAUGAGAAGUUUUAAUUGUUAUCGAUUUGUUUAAAUUAAUGUAUUAUUUAUAAACUAAAAAACAAAAACAAAAAACCACAACUUCAACUAAUAAAUGGCCCCUCCUUAGAGGUAGCUAUAGUUACAAAACCAAACCACCAUUGCAUUCCUUUAACCUUUUAACGUUUAACCUACUUUUAACAGUUUUUUUUUUUCGUUUCCAACUUUUGUUUAUUUAAAGCCACGAAGCAAUUCCAUUCCAACCCCCCUUAAACACCUACCUAUACCACUGAGUUGUGAUGACCUUUGUUUUGACCCCAAAAAUUUAUUGUCCUUAUUGUCAUACUAAAAAUAUUUUCUCAUUGGAAAAGAAAGCUAAAGAAAAGACAAGUACUAGAAACCAAACAAAACAUACAUAUACGCCCAUAACACUUGGCCUUAAACGUGAAACUGUAAUUAGGGAAUUUUUUUCAAAACUAUUUCCGUCUAAGUUGUAUUUUACAAGAUAUAUUUUUUACCAUCAUCUACAGAUAAGUUCUAUUGGCAGCUUAAUUUUAAAUCUAUAAAUGUAUUUUUUUUUUUUGUUAUUUUUUAUCUUCACAUAAUUGUUGAAUUUUUCGCAAAACUCAUUUUUUUCUCACAAUAAAUUUUAAAAAUUCAAAAUCUCUCACUGAAAA